AUGGAGCGCCCCGGAGCCGGAGGAAUAAAUUCCAGUGAGUGUGAAAAUGUAUCAAGAGAAAAAGAAACGUCAGAAGAAUUUGAAGCUAAUGCUAUGGAUUCUCUGAUAGACAUGCCAUUUGCCACUAUAGAUAUUAAAGACUGUGGAAUCACUGAUGUACCUCACACAAAUUUGGAGAGAAGUAAAGAAAAUGAACGGAUCAGUAAAGAUCAAAUAAAGAAGAGGAAAAAAAAGCAAAAAGAUUAUCAACCCAACUAUUUCCUAUCCAUUCCAAUCACCAACAAAGAGAUUACAAGAGGAAUUAAGAUCCUGCAAAAUGCAAUAAUACAACAAGAUAAGCAACUAGCCAAAGCAAUGACCAGUGAUGGCUCCUUUCAUAUUACCCUGCUAGUGAUGCAGCUAUUAAGUGAAGAUGAAGUAAACAUUGGUAUUGGUGCUCUUUUGGAAUUAAAACCAUUCAUAGAAGAAAUCCUCCAAGGAAAACAGUUGAUUUUGCCCUUUCAAGGGAUUGACACUUUUGGAAAUCAGGUUGGAUUUGUGAAGCUGGCAGAAGGAGAUCAUGUAAACUCACUUUUGGAGAUAGCAGAGGCUGCAAAAAGGACAUUUCAAGAAAAGGGCAUUUUGGCAGGAGAAAACAGGAGUUUUAAGCCUCACUUGACUUUUAUGAAAUUGUCCAAAGCACCAUGGCUCCGGAAGAAGGGAGUGAAAAAAAUAGACCCCAAAUUCUAUGAAAAAUUUAUCAGUCACAGAUUUGGAGAAGAAAUGGUACAUCGCAUAGAUCUUUGCUCCAUGCUAAAGAAAAAACAAAGUAAUGGUUAUUAUCACUGUGAGUCUUCAGUUGUGAUUGGCAAGCAACCUAUUGGACUCCGGGACUUAAUUAAUGAAGCUUUGCGUCGAGAAAGGAUGAGUCUGAAGUCCAAAGUGAAACAGAUAAAGGAACUUUUGUUAAAGCCUGAGACCCAGGCCAGGAUUAGGAGGGAGCUUUUUGAAGGAAGAUCUGUUAACAACAGUAAUCAAGGAAACCAGGUUGAUUUCAGUACAACUUUGACAUAAGGUCUACAUUACUACCAUGGUACCCUACUCAA
Molecule: messenger RNA, 1085 nt
Organism: Neomonachus schauinslandi (Hawaiian monk seal)
Lineage: Eukaryota; Metazoa; Chordata; Mammalia; Carnivora; Phocidae
Gene: AKAP7
Product: A-kinase anchoring protein 7
Exons: 8
Coding region: 1-1053 (350 amino acids)
Cellular component (GO): cytosol
Molecular function (GO): protein kinase A regulatory subunit binding
Source: RefSeq, a predicted model, not a curated record